AUGUCCCCCUUUAUGGUCAAUACAGACGACGAGGGCGUGCGCGGCACCUGCGAAGAUGCUUCUCUGUGCAAGAGGUUUGCAGUAAGCAUUGGCUACUGGCAUGACCCUUACAUCGAGCACUUUGUGAGACUGUCGAAAGAGAGGAAGGCCCCUGAAAUUAACAGAGGUCAGUCGUGUGGCAGUAAUGGACUGAUUGUGUGUUUUUCCCAGGAUGAAGAUCUUCUCCCAAGUAAAUAUUUUGAAAUCGACUUUCCAAUGAUAGUCACGCGAAAGCUGCACAAUAUCAAAAACAAGCCUCUCCUAUCAAACCCCAUUAUAGAAUUAGAUUCAGAGGACACACUUCAUAUGGAUGGGCACGUAUUGAAUUCCAAGAGAUAUGCUAUUAUUGGAGCAGAUCUCCGAGACCUAUCUGAGCUGGAAGAGAAACUAAAGAAAUGUAACAUGAAUACACAAUUGCCAACACUCCUGAUAACUGAAUGUGUCCUGGUUUACAUGACUCCAGAGCAGUCUGCAAGCCUCCUAAAGUGGGCAGCCAACAGUUUUGAGACAGCCAUGAUCAUAAACUAUGAACAGGUGAACAUGGAUGAUCGGUUUGGGCAGAUUAUGAUUGAAAACCUGCGGAGACGACAGUGUGACCUGGCGGGAGUGGAAACCUGCAAGUCACUGGAGUCACAGGUCAGAGAGAUAGAGUCACUUGAAUUCCUGGAUGAGAUGGAGCUUCUUGAGCAGCUCAUGAAGCACUACUGCCUGUGCUGGGCCACUAAAGGAGGAAGGGGCCUGGGUUUGAAGGAGAUAAGUUAUUAAUCUGUGGAAAGCUCAUGCUCAUGCUGAACCAGAACUGAAGCGGCUAGCCUUCCCAGAGGAGAUGUGCUGAGCUUCCUAAGGGAUGGGUUGGCCUCAUCUACCAGUCUCAUUCCACACUCUGAGAAACCUAAGGUUACUAAAGUUGUCAUACCAGUUCCUAUUGACUUAUUGUUGUUGAAAUAAAUCUGAGUUGCCAAUUGCA
Galeopterus variegatus (Sunda flying lemur) is the source of this 1006-nucleotide messenger RNA. RefSeq names its product leucine carboxyl methyltransferase 1 (gene LCMT1). The record is from RefSeq and is a predicted model, not a curated record. Gene Ontology annotation, cellular component: cytosol. Lineage: Eukaryota; Metazoa; Chordata; Mammalia; Dermoptera; Cynocephalidae. The transcript is spliced from 11 exons. Gene Ontology annotation, molecular function: protein C-terminal leucine carboxyl O-methyltransferase activity. Bases 1 to 804 code for a protein of 267 amino acids. Gene Ontology annotation, biological process: C-terminal protein methylation.